AUGAGUUACACGAGCAAUGAGAGUGACCAUAACGAGUCACCAGGUGGUGAUAAUGGAAGUGACUGUAGAAGUAGUAGAUGGGAAGGGAAUGCUUUGAAGAAAGGGCCAUGGAGUUCAGCUGAAGAUGACAUUCUUAUUGACUAUGUGAAGAAGCAUGGUGAGGGUAAUUGGAACGCUGUGCAGAAACACACGGGCUUGUUUCGUUGCGGUAAAAGUUGUCGGUUAAGGUGGGCUAAUCAUUUGAGGCCAAACUUGAAGAAAGGAGCAUUUAGCCAAGAAGAAGAACGGAUCAUUGUUGAAUUGCAUGCUAAGAUGGGAAAUAGAUGGGCUCGUAUGGCUGCGCAUUUGCCUGGCCGAACAGAUAAUGAGAUAAAGAAUUAUUGGAACACUCGCAUCAAGAGGCGACAACGAGCUGGUUUACCACUUUAUCCUCCUGAAAUGCAUGUCGAAGUACUGGAGUGGAGUCAAGAGUAUACAGAGAGUAGAAUUUUAGGAGGAGAUAGAAGACAUGAAGAUUUCUUGCAGCUGGGGAGUUGUGAUUCUAAUGUCUUCUUUGAAAGUCUUAAUUUUGUUACCGACAUGGUACCUGGUGUUUCUGACCUAGCAGAUAUGGCUGCAUGCAAAUUUCUCGGAAAUGGUGCAAGUUCUCCUCGGUAUGAAAACUUCAUGACACCACUAAUGCCUUCCUCGAAGCGGCUUCGGGGAUCUGAAUCGUUGUAUCCUGGGUGCAGCAGUAGCAUAAAGGAAGAAUUCCCGUCGCCUGAACAUUUCCAGAACACAGCUUCACAAAAGAUUUUGAAUACUUGCAGUUUCUCAGUUCCUUGUGAUGUCGAUCAUCCUCCUUAUGGAAACCAACAUUCACCUGUUGUGAUUCCAGAUAGCCAUACCCUUACGGAUGGCAUUGUUCCUACUUCAACGCCCUCAUUUGGGGCAGUGAAGCUGGAGCUCCCUUCAUUCCAAUAUUCAGAAGCAACAUUUGAUCAGUGGAAGAAAUCGUCACCUCCUCCACACUCCAAUUUCUUUGAUCCCAUUGAUACGUACAUUCAGUCUCCACCACCACUAACAUGGGAAGCGGAGUCAGAUUGUUUUUCAAAUUGUGAUACCGGUCUACUUGAUAUGUUGCUUCUGGAGGCCAAGAUCAGAAAUAAUGGUACAAAGAACAGUUUGUUCGAGAAUUGCGCUUCAACUACUCCAUCAGCUGAUUUAGCUGAGGGUGGUGUAUCCCAAAUUAAAUCAGAGGAGUUUGACGAUUCCCUGAAGAGUUUGAUCCUUUCCAAGAUUUCAAUUUCCACACAACACAAUGCAGAUGGAAAUCCAAUAAGGCUGAGAGAAAAAGAGCGGAAACCCGUCUUGGAUAUAACACGGCCUGACGUUUUGCUUGCAUCUAGCUGGCUCGACCAUGGGUUAGGGAUUGUAAAAGAGACGGGUAGCAUGAGCGACGCACUCGCGGUUCUCCUUGGUGAUGACAUAGGAAAUGACUAUAUGCAGAUGAGUAUUGGAGCAUCCUCAGGAGUUGGGUCUUGUUCUUGGAGCAACAUGCCUCCUGUCUAUCAAAUGACGGAACUACCCUAA
Messenger RNA from Arabis nemorensis, 1572 nucleotides. NCBI's taxonomy places the organism in Eukaryota, Viridiplantae, Streptophyta, Magnoliopsida, Brassicales, Brassicaceae. The record is from the annotation of a GenBank genome assembly.